CUCUUUGAGUCGAACUGAGGCUUUCGGGACGGCGGCGGGAAGAUGGCGGCCCCCAGGGACGAACCUGGAUCCGUGGAGGCAGAGGGCAGCUCCGGUCGCCAGGGGAGCUCGGGAGUCAAGGUGGUGCUUCCCUCCGAUCAAGCCACCCCCGCCCCGCUGUGCCCUCACGGACCCACUCUUCUGUUUGUAAAGGUGAACCAAGGGAAAGAAGAAACACGGAGAUUUUAUGCCUGCUCAGCUUGUAGAGAUAGAAAAGAUUGUAAUUUUUUUCAAUGGGAAGAUGAGAAGUUGUCUGAAGCCAGACUUGCUGCCCGAGAAGCUCACAACCAAAAAUGUCAGCCCUCUUUAUCCCGAUCGCAGUGUGUGGAAAGGUACUUGAAGUUUAUUGAGUUGCCCUUGUCUCAGAGAAGGUUCUGUCAAGGAUGUCAGCAGUUGCUGCUGCCAGGCGAUGGGGAGCAGCAUCGUGAGCAUCAGGUCGUGGGUGACAUUUCUAUCACCCAGUUAAAAAGGCCCAGUCAACUCCUUUAUCCCCUGGAAAACAAGAAGACAAAUGCCCAGUAUUUGUUUACUGAUAGGAGCUGUCUGUUCUUGGUAGACCUGCUCUCUGCCCUCGGCUUCAGGAGAGUCCUGUGUGUGGGGACGCCAAGGUUGCAUGAGCUGAUCAGGUUGAAAGCAUCAGGGGACAAGAAGUCUAACAUUAAAAGCCUUUUAUUGGAUAUUGACUUUCGGUAUUCACAGUUUUAUAUGGAAGACAGUUUUUGCCAUUAUAACAUGUUUAACCAUCACUUCUUCGAUGGAAAGGCUGCCCUUGACGUGUGCAGAACGUUUCUCCAGGAAGAUAAAGGUGAAGGAGUCAUUAUGGUGACAGAUCCUCCCUUUGGUGGCUUGGUUGAACCUCUGGCUGUUACAUUCAAGAAGUUAAUUGCUAUGUGGAAAGAAGGUCAAAGCCAAGAUAACGGGCACAAAGAAUUACCCAUAUUCUGGAUUUUCCCCUAUUUUUUCGAAGCCCGAAUUUGUCAGUUUUUCCCAAGCUUCUGCAUGCUGGAUUACCAGGUAGAUUAUGAUAAUCACGCACUUUAUAAACAUGGAAAGAGAGGGCGGAAACAAUCUCCUGUGCGGAUUUUCACCAAUAUCCCGCCCAACAAAAUAGUCCUUCCCAUUGAAGAAGGGUACAGAUUUUGCUCUCUGUGUCAACGAUAUGUUUCUGUAGAGAAUCAACACUGUGAACACUGUAAUUCUUGCACAUCCAAGGAUGGCAGAAAAUGGAACCAUUGCUUUCUUUGCAAAAAGUGUGUAAAGCCUUCCUGGAUCCACUGUAAUACUUGCAGUCACUGCGCUCUUCCAGAUCAUUCUUGCCAGGGCCCUAAAGACGGCUGCUUUAUUUGUGGUGAAUUAGAUCAUAAACGCAGUACUUGUCCCAACAUCUCUACAACGAAGAAAGUUAACACAGCUGUCAGAAAGCAGAAGCACAGAAAAAGCAGUAAGAUGAAAAUGGAGACCACUAAAGGACAAUCCAUGAAUCAUACAUCUGUUACAAGGAAGAAGAAAAGGAGAGAACGAGCCCAUCAAUAUUUUUGCUCUUAAAUGUCCAGUGACUUGAGAAUAAGAAAGAUUUAUAGUCCAA
Phacochoerus africanus (Common warthog) is the source of this 1624-nucleotide messenger RNA. It is a transcript of the gene ZCCHC4, whose product is annotated as zinc finger CCHC-type containing 4. Gene Ontology annotation, cellular component: nucleolus; cytoplasm. The coding region runs from base 43 to 1584 and encodes 513 amino acids. Lineage: Eukaryota; Metazoa; Chordata; Mammalia; Artiodactyla; Suidae. Gene Ontology annotation, molecular function: nucleic acid binding; zinc ion binding; rRNA (adenine-N6-)-methyltransferase activity. The transcript is spliced from 13 exons. Gene Ontology annotation, biological process: rRNA methylation. The record is from RefSeq and is a predicted model, not a curated record.